Molecule: messenger RNA, 1116 nt
Organism: Dermatophagoides pteronyssinus (European house dust mite)
Lineage: Eukaryota; Metazoa; Arthropoda; Arachnida; Sarcoptiformes; Pyroglyphidae
Product: casein kinase II subunit alpha-like
Source: RefSeq, a predicted model, not a curated record
AUGGCGUUGGCAGAAUUUUAUGAAGUAAAAGACGGUCAUGUAAUUUUUAACGACUUUCCAGUUCAACUGUGUAAGUAUUACACCACUUAUUGUGAAGACCAGGGUGCAGAGUACUGGGAUUACGAAGUUUACAAGGUUGACUGGUAUACCCCGGACGGCAUCGAGCUGAUAAACAAAAUUGGCCGCGGGAAAUACAGUGACGUCUUCGACGGUGUGAUGAAACGAGUGGACAGCGAAGAAGAAGAUCCAGUCAUCGUAAAAAUUUUGAAGCCCGUUCGAAAGAAGAAGAUAAAAAGAGAAAUUUCGAUUUUGAACCAUUUGCAAGGAUGUCCAAACAUAAUUGAGUUUAUCACUGCGAUCAAAGACCCAGAUAGCAAAGUCAUGAGUCUAGUAACUGAAAAGGUAAACACGUGGGAUUUCAGAUUGUUGUUUUCGACAUUUACCGCUACGGACCUCAAGAUAUACCUCUUCAACCUGCUGAUUGCGCUGGAUAUGGCAAACUCAAGAGGAAUUAUGCAUCGCGACAUAAAGCCCCACAACAUCAUGUACGACAAGGCAAACAAGAAGUUGCGUCUAAUAGACUGGGGUUUGGCUGAAUACUAUUUAGAGGGCAAGUUCUACAAUGUUCGAGUCGCUUCCCGGUUCUACAAAGCUCCGGAAUUGUUGACCUACCUGUACGUGUACGAUUACAACAUCGACAUGUGGUCUGUUGGCUGCAUAUUGGCGGCUCUCAUGUUCAGGCGCGACCCGUUUUUUAAAGGUGCUGAUAAUGUGGACCAACUUGUGAAAAUAGUCGAAGUACUCGGCACUGAUGAGUUUUUGAAAUACAUCAAGAAGUACGGGCUCAAUACUCCAUUCGACGAAAAUUCUAAAGAAAUUCUGAACAAGCCCCGAAUCCCCUGGAAAGAGUUUAUCGACUCGGACGACCAGCGCUUCCUCAGUAACGAUGCAUUCGACCUACUAGACAAACUCUUGGUGUUCGAUCACACAGAACGCAUCACGGCAAAGGACGCGUUGUAUCAUCCAUAUUUCGAUGAGGUACGCGUUAAGUGCAUAGCUAGUCUUUGGAAAGAGUACGGCGAGAUUAUCAUUAACACUUAUUCUGAUAUACUUUAA